AAGACAACCUCCGUCGGUCGCAGUCGUUGGAUCUCUGAUCAUAAUCAUGGCUGAGGAUGCUGCUAUGGUCGCCCCACUCGACAGGAACUGGAAGAUACCAAUAUCCGUUUUCUUCAAAGAUGCUAGGUAUGUUUUCAAGAGGGACGAGCUAGGGAGGGAAAUACUGCAAAUUGCGUUGCCUGCUGCCCUGGCAUUAGCCGCAGAUCCUAUUGCGUCCUUGAUCGACACCGCAUUCAUUGGCCAUUUAGGUCCGGUGGAAAUCGCGGCUGUAGGAGUUUCUAUGGCUAUUUUCAAUCAAGCCUCCAAAGUCACCAUAUUCCCUCUUGUUAGCAUCACUACUUCAUUCGUGGCCGAGGAAGAAACAGUUCAGAGAAUCAGUCAGGAAAAGCAAAAGGGUAGCAGUACUGAUGAUUUGGAGAAAGGAUCUUGUAAGAAUGGGGAAACGGAGGCACCGGUAGGAGACCAUGAUCCCACAAUGUUGGAGAAUUCAGACAUAGAAGAUGUAGUAAAGGAUGAGACCUCAGAAGAUGAAUGCAAGAUGACUACGUGCAAAACGGUUGAUGCUCCGUGCAGCAGCAGCAGCAGCACGAAGAAGGGAAAAACGAAGGAGCGCAGACAUAUUCCUUCAGCAUCUACUGCGCUAGUUCUUGGGGGAGUUCUUGGACUUAUGCAGACCGUAUUCCUUAUAUUUCUUGCAAAACCAUGUUUAGGCAUCAUGGGAGUGAAAUCUGGAUCAGCGAUGCUACCGCCUGCGCUCAAGUACCUGACAAUAAGAUCACUUGGGGCACCGGCAGUUCUUCUGUCUCUAGCCAUGCAAGGGGUGUUUCGAGGUUUUAAGGAUACUAAAACUCCUCUCUAUGCCACCGUUGCUGGAGAUCUAAUGAACAUAGUUUUGGAUCCAAUCCUUAUAUUUGCUUGUCGGCUGGGCGUGAUUGGUGCAGCUAUUGCUCAUGUCCUUUCACAGUACCUGAUCUCCAUGGUUCUCUUGUCCAAGUUAAUGAAACAAGUCGAUCUAUUGCCUCCCACUAUUAAAGAUCUGCAGUUCAGCAAAUUUCUCAAGAACGGCUUUCUCUUACUAGCGAAAGUGAUAGCAACAACCAUUUGUGUGACCUUGGCAGCGUCGAUGGCUACAAGGCUUGGAUCCACACCCAUGGCUGCUUUCCAGGUAUGCUUGCAGGUGUGGUUGACAUCCUCACUCCUUGCCGAUGGCUUGGCCGUUGCCGGACAGGCAAUCCUUGCUUGCGCAUUUGCUGAGAAAGACUACAAGAAAGCAACGGCGGCUGCUGUCCGUGUCCUGCAGAUGGGAUUCGUGAUGGGACUAGGGCUUGCUCUUGUGGUGGGACUUGGUCUCCAAUUUGGAUCAGGAAUAUUUUCCAAGGACAAAAGUGUUAUUCAUAUUAUCGCCAUAGGCAUCCCGUUUGUUGCAGCCACACAGCCUAUAAAUUCACUGGCAUUUGUUUUUGAUGGAGUCAAUUUUGGAGCAUCUGAUUUUGCAUAUUCUGCUUACUCCAUGAUUCUUGUGGCCAUACCGACCAUUGGAUCCUUGUUUGUCUUGUCCAAAUCUAAUGGCUUUGUCGGAAUAUGGCUGGCUUUAACCAUUUAUAUGGCCUUGAGAACAUUUGCUGGGAUUUGGAGGAUGGGUACAGGAACAGGACCUUGGAGCUUUCUCAGAGGUCGAUCCUUGCCGUCGAAUGUAUGAUCAUAGUAUUUUUGGAAAAUAUACAAUAAAAAUUUCAGCUAUAGCUGUUUUUUCUUCCACAUAUAGCUAUAUAUAUA
Messenger RNA from Sesamum indicum (sesame), 1776 nucleotides. Its product is annotated as protein DETOXIFICATION 43. Lineage: Eukaryota; Viridiplantae; Streptophyta; Magnoliopsida; Lamiales; Pedaliaceae. Gene Ontology annotation, cellular component: membrane. Gene Ontology annotation, biological process: transmembrane transport. Gene Ontology annotation, molecular function: xenobiotic transmembrane transporter activity; citrate transmembrane transporter activity; antiporter activity. The record is from RefSeq and is a predicted model, not a curated record.